Molecule: messenger RNA, 3384 nt
Organism: Podospora anserina S mat+
Lineage: Eukaryota; Fungi; Ascomycota; Sordariomycetes; Sordariales; Podosporaceae
Exons: 2
Coding region: 1-3384 (1127 amino acids)
Source: RefSeq, a predicted model, not a curated record
AUGUCGAGUCGUGCGCCAAUGGAAAAAUCGGCGCCAGCAGUUCCAACAGCGCCUACAACUACAGCCAGUUUCGGUGUUUUAGCGACAAGCGAUUCCAAUGUCCCCGACGCGUCAAGUGGCCCCCACCGAGACGGCCGCAUUCGAAAUCCCGUUCCCAGCAAGUUGAAGGGCAAGACAGAUGGCUCCAAGGGAAAUUUCAGCGUGAUGCAUAUAGAUGUGGCGGGCAGGACGGAGGCCACGGAACGUGACGCUGAGGCAAAAAGAACCAGCGAGAGCACAGAGCUUGCUGCGAAGCGGGCUUAUGAGAAUGGCUAUGUGUCGUUACGAAGGAGCCGGUUUAUACACAUCCCCGACGAACCAGAACCGGCGGCUAAGCCUAUCGUUCCGCCGCAAGCAUCAGUAACUGCAGCCGCGCAUCGGACGCGCCAGACCCCGCUGACCCCCGAAGAAACCAAGGCAGAACAGGCCCGGUUGUUGACGUUACUGCGGAGCCUUCACCCUGUCCUUGUGGUUGACCAAAUCUGCAAAGCCCUAGCUUUUUUCGGGGGCAUACCAGGGGGACCACCCCCUGGGGAUGGAUUCCCGCAGAGCGCAGAGUCGAAUGGAUCUGGCAGCCUCUUUGUAGGAUGGAUAGCUGAAAUAUUCCCCAGACGAAAGCGUGGACGGCCCAAGGGCAGCAAGGGCACCAGGCCUCGGAUCGAUAAAGGAAUCAAAAAGGGGCCCCUUAUGAAGGCUGUCUCCGGCACUGCCGAAAGCCAGCAACACACAAACGCGGCCGAUGAAAGCUGGGUUGAUGUCGAGGAUGAUGCUGUGGACGAGGUGGAUGCGAAUGUAAUGCUUCUUGCGCAGAGCUCAACGCCGCAACCAGUGCCACAGUUACAGCAGUCUGGUGUGGCCCAUGAGCGGCCUUUGCUCGCGGCCAGUACUCCAGUACGAACAACUUUACCCACCGCCCCGACCACAAGCACCAGUACAAUUGAUCUCACACCUAGCGCAAGGAAAAGGGGUCGGCCCAAGGGCUCCAAAAACCGGCCCAAGGAUGGAUCAUCAGACACACCUGCAAGAGCGCAGACUGGCGACCCUUUGUAUUCUCAGCGGCCAGAUGCGGUAGGUACGGCAGCACGGGCAUCAUCGCCACGUCCACAGGCCUCGCAGCCAGCCCAAGCCUCUUCAACUCCUCGAGUGUUCGAACAUUCUACAUCAAGCCAACCAUUCACCCCGGUGAAUGCCGGAACCCCAUCGACGGCCACCAAAAAGGUGGGCAGAUCAAAGGCUCUAGAAGAUAAGCAACGCCCAACAAGUCAGCGUUCUCAUAUCCCUCCGGGUAUCACCACAGAUCAUGGAGCGAGAGCGGCGACACUGUCGGCCUCAGGGGCCGCAUCAGGGGUUGCGACGAGAGUAGAACCAGAAACAGCGCCAGGAGGGGCGUUACCCGGGGCGGCAAUGGACACAGUGACAGGCACCACGCAGAAGAAUCUGGCGCAGACAGGAAAUGCAUCAACGUCAGGCCCCAGGACAGAAUCAAUAAACAAAGAGCCCGCGACAUUAUCACAAGGCCUAGAUAAAACACUUGGAAGUUUCGCGACAACAGAUUUUGUGUAUUCGGCCCCCCCAGACGGCCUGUCCAGCACCUCUUCCCAUCGCUCUCGACCAAGACCUUCUCAGACAUCCAGGCAGACGGAAAACCCCCAGGGCCAAACUCUGGCUCUCCCAACUCCUCCCUCUGCUAGCCCCGCGCUCCCUAACACCGCACCCGGUAGUUUGGGGCAAAAACGCAAGAGGACUGCCAAAACAGGCGGUGGCAACCACGUUGUGCAGUCUGGUGUAUCCAACCAAGCAUCACCCCAAAUGAAUGGCCCAGCAUUACCAACACCACCAGCAAACGUUGGCUCCGCGCAUUCUACAGCCGCCUCGGCACUCCAGCCUCCUGUGGCCAAAAGGUCAAGGAGGGGCAAAGGCCCUAAGGAAACCACCGCGGUAGCUAACCAGGAUCCAGCAGCUGCAAAUAUCGAAGUGUCAACCACUGGUGCCAUGGUCGGUUUGCGCUCGGAUUCGGGACCACAUUCGGCCCUCUCUUCUAGUGCAGCCGCGGCUUUGAGCCUGACCACAAUGACGGAGUCUCGUGAUAUGGCCUCGGACACGAAUGAGACAUCUGUACCACCGGUACAUUCGCCUCAUCAAAACCACUACGAGGUCCAAUCACCCACCAUGGAGAACUAUGAGGCUCAAUUGCAAGCCCAAAUAGAGCAGCAAGCGGAGAUGGAGUCUCAAACGGUUUCCCAUCAAACCCGUGUCGACCCUCAGUACAGGUCAGCCCGGCAACCACGACAGCAGCAGCAGCAGCAGCAGUCGACGUCAGCAUCAACGCCGCAACGUAGGUCACCAAACACCCAGCCGCAAGUAUCAAAUCCACAAGCGGGACUAUCCUUAGCCACACAAUCACAAACGCGAACGACCGGUCAAGGCCAAUAUCCGCAGUAUCUUCCACCGAAUUCUCAAUAUAAUCAGUCGCAGCAUUCCAAACAAAGCCAGUCAUCCUCUCAAUCUCUGUCUUCAUCACGACACCAACAACACCACCAGCAACAACAACAACAACAACAACAACAACAACAACAACAACAACAACAACAACAACAACAACAACAACAACAACAAUCAUCCCAUUUUUUGGGACAGCAGAAACUCCAAGGCCAAAUUGUGCAGGGCUCGCCAGCCCAGCAAUAUUCUGUGAAUUCGACUCAGCAGCAGCAUCCCUCGAAUCAAUCAUCAUACACAAACAAGCAGCAGCAGCAGCAGCAGCAGCUCUCAUCUCAGCAAAGAUACCAGCAGCAACAUCUAACAACAACUGCAGGAAGCACGAAUUCGUACAACAAUACCCAACCGCCCUCGCAAUUUGCCGGUUCGGCGACAAACAAUUAUACAGCCACGACCGACGGCACGUACCGGGCAUCGUCAACCUCGCUGGGUACCUCUACUUAUGGGCAACACAGCCAGUCCACAACACCCUCGACUGCCGCAUCGUUUCGCAGCAGUGGCGCACAUGGAUUGCCACACCACUCUCCGUCGUUCAACACUGGCUCCGGCGCAGCCCAACAGCGAGGCGGCAGCGCCAGUCACGCUACCAACCAGGGCGUGCAAGGCAUGUCUGGUUCAAUGCAGGCAUUUUCGGGAAAUACGGGUGGUAGCUGGGAGUUAUUUGACACAGGCCAUAUCGAUGCAUCCGGGCAGCCAUCAAGUCUGGGGCUAACGAACACCUAUGGCAUCAACACGACCAAUGCCCGCACCUCGGGAAACAGUUCCACGUUUGGUGCGGCAGGCCUAGGUACUUAUGACACGUCAGGACUCCCCUAUAAUGAACGUUAUCACGGAGUCGGUCGUCGUUGA